Messenger RNA from Haliotis rubra (blacklip abalone), 1596 nucleotides. Its product is annotated as dimethylaniline monooxygenase [N-oxide-forming] 2-like. NCBI's taxonomy places the organism in Eukaryota, Metazoa, Mollusca, Gastropoda, Lepetellida, Haliotidae. Gene Ontology annotation, molecular function: flavin adenine dinucleotide binding; NADP binding; N,N-dimethylaniline monooxygenase activity. The record is from RefSeq and is a predicted model, not a curated record. Bases 1 to 1596 code for a protein of 531 amino acids. The transcript is spliced from 7 exons.
AUGAACAGAAAAGCUAUGGACCGAAGAAAGAGAGUCGCUAUUGUUGGAGCAGGCCUCUCUGGUCUGGCGGCCAUCAAGUCGUGUCUGGAAGAAGGGUUGGAACCUGUGUGUUUUGAACAAUAUGACGACAUUGAAUACAGAGAAGGACAGGGCGCAAGAGCCUUCGAUUAUCUGACCACCAACGUCAGCAGGGAGAUGAUAGGGUUCAGUGACUUCCCUUACCCCUCAGACCUUCCGCCAUUCUUGAGCCGCACCAUGGUCUACGACUACGCCCAGAGCUACUGCGAGACGUUCGGUCUCCGCAAACACAUUCACCUCCGAACCAGAAUCGUCAACAUAAAGAAGGCUGCUGACUACAACGUCACGGGAAGAUGGCAGGUGGAGACAAUGGAUGCCCAGAAGAAGACGAAAACGGAAAUCUAUGACUUUGUGAUGAUCUGUUCUGGCUUCUACAAGAAGCCCCGUAUACCUUCCAUUGAAGGAAUGGAGACAUUCAAAGGGACCCUUGAACACACAUACAAGUUCAGAGAUGGUUUGCCCUACAAGGACAAGAAUGUUCUUGUCAUUGGGAACUCCCAUUCAUCCGGGGAUGUGUCAGUGGAGUCUUCCUGUUAUGCAAAACAGGUGUAUUACAGUGUAGGAGACGGAAUGCUCUUGUUGCCAUUAUGCGUCAGAAACGGACAACCGUGGGACAUAGCUGUCUUCAGAAGGUCCAAGAUGUGGAAUCCAACGAAAUUCUUCAAGCUGGUGGUCGACACAUGCAAUGACCGUCUUGAUCACAACAAGGCGGGAAUCGCCCCCUCAACUCCCCCAUCAAGGACCAGAGUAAUGCUCAACGACAGAGUUCAGUAUAAAAUCAUGAAUGGACGCAUUAAAGUUGUCAGUAGACUUAUCCGUCUUGGACCCCACGAAGCCGAAUUCGAUGACGGCACUGUCCUGAAGAACUUGGACGCCGUUUUGUUUGCAACUGGAUAUGAUUUUUCGAUGGACUUUAUGGAUGAGUCAUUUCAAGGAGAGGAUCGAAAGCUGGGUCUGUACAAGAUGAUGUUCCCCCUACAUCAGCACCACACGCUGUCUGUUGUGGGUUGUGUGGACUCCGAUGGACCAAUCCCACCACUUGCAGAGCUGCAGAGCCGCUUCAUUGCACUGGUGUAUACCGGCAAGCUUCGCCUGCCUUCACUGAAAGCCAUGACUGACGUGACGGAAAAGAUGAACGCCGAAAUCUUCGAAACAUUUGGACGCUACAAAUAUCUGAUACACAACCUUCCUUACCGAGACGACAUUGCAAUGCAGAUGGGCGUUGCCCCCUCCUUGUUUGACUUGAUCAAGGCAGGUCCAAGACUCGCCUACCAAUACUACUACGGACCUGCCUUCCCAUACCACCAUCGACUGUGGGGGCCGCAUUCCUGGAGCGGAGCCAGAGAAGCGAUCGACCAUGCCACAGAGCACGGGCACUAUGGCAAGCAAAUGCGACAUGUCCAAGUGCCGGACAUUCCUGCAACAAACCGCUUCCUCAGAUUCAUAAUUGUUUCUGCAAUGAUUCCCAUGUUGGCUUUGGCCUAUCAGAAGAGGGAGUGUUUCUGGCUGCCAGGGUGA